AUGGCUAGAGCAGAGAGGAAGGUGAAGGAGGAAGAGGAGCUGGUAAGAGUGGACGGAGGCAAGUUUAGGGAAGGCUACAGGGUCAUGCUCGAGGGCACAGCCCUUGUCCUAAAGACAGUCCUCGUGGUUGACCUAGUCAACAGUCGCUUCCUCAGACAGAUGGAAGAUGAGGAUUCCAUCCUGCCGCGCAAGCUUCAGGUGGCCCUGGAACACAUUCUGGAACAGAGGAAUGACCUGGCUUGUGACCAGGAGGAAGGGUCCCCGGACUGCAGGCACAGCCCCGAGUCCAACCCCUUGAAUGAGGUGGUGUCUGAAGCAUUUGUCCGCUUCUUCGUGGAGACUGUGGGCCACUACUCCUUGUUCCUGACAUCUAGCGAGCGAGAGGAGAGGACCCUGCAGCGAGAGGCCUUCCGCAAAGCUGUCUCCUCCAAGAGCCUCCGCCGCUUCCUGGAGGUCUUCAUGGAGACCCAGAUGUUUCGGGGCUUCAUCCAGGAACGGGAGCUGCGACAGCAGGAUGCCAAGGGUUAGGGGCAUCUUCCAUAUUGGGCCGAGCCCGCUAGAGAUGCCCAGACUCCAGGCACCGAUGAGCUGGGAGAAAGGUGUCAG
Messenger RNA from Otolemur garnettii (small-eared galago), 606 nucleotides. RefSeq names its product DENN domain-containing protein 2A-like. Gene Ontology annotation, cellular component: actin cytoskeleton. NCBI's taxonomy places the organism in Eukaryota, Metazoa, Chordata, Mammalia, Primates, Galagidae. The transcript is spliced from 4 exons. Gene Ontology annotation, biological process: retrograde transport, endosome to Golgi. The record is from RefSeq and is a predicted model, not a curated record. Bases 1 to 528 code for a protein of 175 amino acids.